Messenger RNA from Capsella rubella, 2132 nucleotides. Its product is annotated as chaperonin 60 subunit beta 3, chloroplastic. Gene Ontology annotation, biological process: protein refolding. The record is from RefSeq and is a predicted model, not a curated record. Lineage: Eukaryota; Viridiplantae; Streptophyta; Magnoliopsida; Brassicales; Brassicaceae. Gene Ontology annotation, molecular function: ATP-dependent protein folding chaperone; ATP binding. Bases 125 to 1921 code for a protein of 598 amino acids. The transcript has 15 exons. Gene Ontology annotation, cellular component: chloroplast stroma; cytosolic ribosome.
AUUUAAUAAAAAUCAUACCUUUACAGUCGCAUAAAUCGAAUUUCUUCUUCACAAGAAACUCUCUCAGAGUCGCUAAAACCCUUUGAUCCAUCUCUUUGAUCGCUUCUCUCAAGAGUGAGAAACUAUGGCCUCAACCUUUAGCGCAACGUCUUCAAUGGGCUCUUCUUUGUUGGCUCCUCCUUCGAAUAAAUUGUCGUCUUUUGUUUCGAUCUCUUCAAGCUCCUUUGGGAGGAGUCAGAGUAUUGCUCAGAGGAAAGCAAGGUUUCCCAAAAUCUAUGCGGCUAAGCAAUUACAUUUCAAUAAGGACGGGACUGCGAUUAAGAAGCUUCAAGCUGGUGUGAAUAAACUUGCGGAUUUAGUUGGGGUUACUCUAGGUCCUAAAGGCAGGAAUGUUGUUUUAGAGAGCAAAUAUGGUUCUCCUAGAAUUGUAAAUGACGGUGUAACAGUGGCUAGAGAGGUUGAGCUUGAGGAUCCGGUUGAGAACAUUGGUGCUAAGCUAGUGAGACAAGCUGCUUCCAAGACUAAUGACUUAGCUGGUGAUGGAACAACGACUUCUGUUGUUCUUGCUCAAGGUCUUAUCGCUGAAGGUGUAAAGGUGGUGGCUGCUGGUGCAAAUCCAGUUUUGAUUACUAGAGGAAUAGAGAAAACCACCAAGGCUCUUGUCGCCGAGUUGAAGAAAAUGUCUAAGGAGGUCGAAGACAGUGAACUUGCAGAUGUUGCAGCGGUUAGUGCAGGAAACAAUUACGAAGUAGGCAAUAUGAUUGCAGAAGCAAUGGCAAGAGUUGGUCGUAAAGGUGUUGUCACACUCGAGGAAGGAAAAAGCGCUGAGAAUAGCCUUUAUGUAGUUGAAGGAAUGCAAUUUGAUCGUGGCUAUAUAUCUCCUUACUUUGUCACCGACAGUGAGAAAAUGUCUGCAGAAUACGAGAACUGCAAGUUGUUUCUCGUUGACAAAAAGAUAACACAUGCCAGAGACAUUAUCACCAUUCUGGAAGAUGCGAUCAAAGGUGGAUACCCGCUUUUGAUUAUUGCUGAAGAUAUUGAGCAAGAGCCAUUAGCGACUCUUGUUGUUAACAAGCUUCGUGGUACCAUAAAGGUUGCUGCUUUGAAAGCUCCUGGAUUUGGAGAGAGGAAAAGCCAGUACCUUGAUGACAUUGCUGCUCUUACAGGAGCCACUGUGAUUAGGGAAGAAGUUGGACUUCAGUUGGAGAAAGUUGGACCAGAAGUUUUGGGUAAUGCCGGUAAAGUGGUUCUCACAAAAGACACUACGACAAUCGUUGGUGAUGGAAGUACUGAAGAAGUUGUGAAGAAGAGAGUUGAACAAAUCAAAAAUCUUAUCGAGGCUGCUGAACAAGACUAUGAGAAGGAAAAGCUUAACGAGAGAAUUGCUAAACUAUCAGGUGGUGUUGCUGUAAUUCAGGUUGGAGCACAAACUGAGACAGAGCUUAAGGAGAAGAAAUUGAGAGUUGAAGAUGCUCUUAAUGCGACAAAGGCUGCUGUGGAAGAAGGUAUUGUUGUUGGAGGAGGAUGCACUCUGCUAAGACUUGCAUCGAAAGUGGAUGCCAUUAAAGAGACUCUAGCAAACGAUGAAGAAAAGGUUGGAGCUGAUAUUGUUAAGAAAGCAUUGAGCUACCCACUGAAGUUAAUUGCCAAGAACGCUGGUGUCAAUGGUAGUGUCGUCAGUGAGAAGGUUCUCUCUAGUGACAACCCAAAACACGGUUACAACGCUGCAACUGGCAAAUACGAAGAUCUAAUGGCUGCAGGAAUCAUUGAUCCAACAAAAGUUGUGAGAUGUUGCUUAGAGCAUGCUUCAUCUGUGGCGAAGACAUUCUUGAUGUCUGAUUGUGUUGUUGUGGACAUCAAGGAGCCUGAAUCAGCAGCUCCUGCUGGAAACCCUAUGGGCAAUUCAGGUUACGGCUUCUAAGUUAGCAAUGAGAACAGAGUAGUCUCUGAAGAAGCAAAAGCCACGACGACUUAGUUCUUUAUUUCAUGAUCUGAAACAUCUUUUAUUCCGAUGUAAAUUAUAUGUUUUUCCAGUGACCUGAAAGAACAUAUAAUUUGGCUUUGUGUACUCUGUUUCAAAGACCAAGUCAUUCAAUAUCAUAACUUCACUGAAGAGUUAUAUGGUUUGCACU